This is a messenger RNA of Pezoporus occidentalis (night parrot), 3128 nucleotides long. Its product is annotated as tRNA endonuclease ANKZF1-like. Gene Ontology annotation, biological process: protein phosphorylation. Gene Ontology annotation, molecular function: protein kinase activity; protein binding; ATP binding. The record is from RefSeq and is a predicted model, not a curated record. The transcript is spliced from 21 exons. Lineage: Eukaryota; Metazoa; Chordata; Aves; Psittaciformes; Psittacidae.
GGGAGACAGGGCCCGCUCGGUCACCCGCGGGUGGUUCUCGGCGGCCCCGGGUGCAGGCCCGUGGCUCAGGCGCUGUCCGUUCCGCGGGGAGCAGGAGCGAUGGCGGCCCCGGAGAGCAGGUCGGUUUUCGAGGCCGCCCAGGACGCCGUCCUGCUGCGCGGGCUCACCCUCCUCACCGGAGUUGCUGCGGAGGCCUGGGGCGCCGAGCCGGCACCGGUGAGCCACGACAAACCCGCAGCCGCUGGCAGUGAGGAGAAAGCCCAUGGGGUCCAUGCGGUGCCAGAGCGGAUGUGCUGCUCCACCUGUGAGCAAGUGUUCAGCAGCCGGGAGGAGCAGACUGAGCACUACCGUCUCGACUGGCAUCGCUUCAACCUAAAGCAGCGGCUCCUGGGGCGCCAGACAUUGCCAGUAGAAGCGUUUGAGGAGAAGACCCGUGCAGGUAGUGUCUCUAGCAUCUCGGGGUCCGAUUCAGAGAACUCUGAUUCAAGCAGUGAGUCGGAGUUGCUGCCCUCUGCCAGCAACAGUCCUGGGACCCUCCAGAUCCCACGUUCCCACAAGGUGCUGUUCCGCAAUGCAGAGGGCCAGCUCAUUUCUGCCUACCGCUGCGUGCUGGGCACCGGGAAGGGUGGCAGAGAGGAGCCAGUGGAGCUGGCAGCAUCACUGCAGAGCCUCGAUGCGAGCACAUGCUGGGUUGUGCUGAUGAUGGGUGGCGGGCACUUCGCAGGAGCUGUGUUCCGAGGCCCCCAGGUGCAGGAGCACAAGACAUUCCACCGCUACACAGUGCGAGCCCGGCGGGGCACAGCCCAGAGCCUGUGGGAUGCCCACACCCCAGGGUCGGCACCCAGAUCAGCUGGAGCCUCCCUGCGGCGUUACAAUGAGGCUGCCUUGCUCAAGGAUAUUCAGGACCUGCUGUUGGCCUGGGCACAGCACCUCAAUGAAGCUCAGCGCAUCUUCCUGCGGGCCCCUCGUCACAACCGUGCACUGCUCUUUAGUGGCAGGAACCCACCCCUCAGCUGGGGCGACCCUCGCAUCUUCCACAUCCCCCUCAGCACCCGCAGGGCCACCCUGCGAGAGGUGCUGCGAGUCCACAGCAUGCUGGCCAGCCUGCAGGUGUAUGGGAAGGACACGCCACUGGAGGAUAUCACUGGGUCCCCCCGGAAGGGCUGGCAGAAGAGGCGGCAGAAAGUAGAGGUGGAUCCCCCGCAGGACGACAUGAGUGCCCCAGAGGAGGAGAAAGAAGAGGAGGAAGAAAGCCCUGCAGGGGAAUUGGAGACUGUGGAAGUGACACUUGGGACCUUGGACCUCCGGGAGUUCGAGGUGAUGCGCAAGCGAAACCGCAAAAAGAGGAAGAAGAGGGACAAGAAGGUGGAGAAAGGUCCCUGUGCUGAAGAGAUGCGAUGCCAUGGUACCCAGUGCGGACACCCUGGCCUGGAGCUGGUGACAGAGCUGCAAGGGGAGGCUGAGCCCCUUCCCUGGGACAAUGGAGGCAACCCUCAGACCCAGGUCCGUGAUGCCCUGUUCACCGCCUGCAAAACGGGGGAUGUGGGGAUGCUGCGACACUUCCUGGGUGUACCAGAGCACAGGGCCCUGUCAGGGGCCAGCAAGGGUGGGGAGGGCACACAGCCCUUGGAUAUGCCACACUCCCUGCUCAAUCAGCCCAUGGAUGAGCACGGCUGCACCCUGCUUCACGUGGCAGCGCGGGCAGGGAAGGCUGAGGCUGUGUGCCUGCUGCUGGAGGCAGGAGCGGACCCUGCCCUCAGAGAUGAUCAGGAGAGGACCCCGUACUGUGUCUCUGCUGACAAACUGACCCGCAACACCUUCCGCAAGUUCAUGGUGGACCACCCGGACAAGUAUGACUACAGCCGUGCCAAGGUGCCAGGGCCCUUGACACAGGAGAUGGAGGCCAAGAAGCUGGAGAAGAAGCGGGCACAGAAGGCGCAGCGGAAGCAGCGAGAGCAGGCACAGCGGGAAGAGCGGCAGCGCCAGGAGCAGGAGCAGGUGGAGAAGCAGCGGUUCGCAGCCCUGUCCGACAGGGAGAAGAGGGCACUGGCUGCUGAGCGGAGGCUGGCUGUGCAGCUGCAGGACACUGGCACAACUCUUGCUAACGUCAGCCGCUGCUGGCAUUGUGGAGAGUCCCUCCUGGGCCGCAUCCCUUUCCAUUACCUCGACUUCUCCUUCUGCUCCACAGCCUGCCUGCAAACACACCGCCGGGCUCGGGCUGCCCACACAUAAGGCUGGGGGGGCUUCAGCUAUGUGGACCUGGUGGAAGGCCUGCGGGAUGGGCGCUUCUAUGCCCUGAAGCGCAUCCUAUGCCAUGACAAGGAGGACCACCAGGCUGCCCUGCACGAGGUGGAGAUGCAUGGCCUCUUCGACCACCCCAACAUCCUGCGCCUGGUGGCCCACUGCAUGGUGGAGAAGGGUGCCAAGCACGAAGCCUGGCUCCUCCUGCCCUACGUGAAGGGGGGGACCCUCUGGAGUGAGGUGGAAGCACUGCGAAAGAAAGGGACCUUCAUGCCAGAGCAGCGAAUCCUUCUCAUCCUCCAUAGCAUUUGCAGUGGCCUGCAAGCCAUCCACAGCAAGGGCUAUGCACACAGGGACCUCAAGCCCACCAAUGUGUUGCUGGAUGAAGAUGACCGGCCUGUACUGAUGGACCUGGGCUCCAUGAACCAAGCUCGCAUCGAAGUCAGCAACUCUCGGGAGGCCAUGGCCCUGCAGGACUGGGCUGCCCAGCGCUGCACCAUCUCCUACCGUGCCCCCGAGCUUUUCACGGUGCCAAGCCAGUGCAUCAUAGAUGAGCGCACGGAUAUCUGGUCCCUAGGCUGUGUGCUGUACUGCAUGAUGUUUGGGGAGGGCCCCUAUGAUGCCAUCUUCCAGAAAGGCGACAGCGUGGCUCUGGCAGUGCAGAACCCCAUCACUGUGCCCUCCACAACCAGGUACUCGGCUGCCUUGCAGCGCCUGCUCUCAUCCAUGAUGACAGUGAACCCCCAGGAACGACCCAGCAUAAACGACAUCCUCCACCAGCUGGAGGGGCUGCAGCCAGUGCCAGCGGGACAGGACACCACACAGAUCUGAGCCUGUCCCACCCCAAAGCGGCGACGCACCUGAAGCUGACCCAGGGGAAAAGCAGC